AUGACCGAGCAAACAGAAUCGCACCAGCUUAAUGAAAGAUUUGCAGCAGAAGGAAAACCUCUGGACGCUGAUGUUGAGGCGGAACUUCAGUCUAUAAUGCGUCUACACUCAAUCGAUGUGCAAGAAUUGUGGUACAAAUGGGAAUCUUACUGUAUGAAAAUGGAAUCUGAUGACCUGAAGCUAAAUAUUGAAACUGUGCGGCAAUUAAAGAAAGAUGUACAAGAUGUUUUGGAGCGUGAGAGUUGGAACAAGAAAGUACAACCUCAAUCCCAUAAACGAGGUACUACAAAUUUUCGCCCUACAAACAGUAACAACAAUGUGCUUGGAAUGAUAGAAAAGCUGGCACCAAAUACAACCCAAGCUCGAGAGACGGGUCUAAACAGCUCUGAGACGCCAUUUUCAUCGAGUAUCCUGACUGAUUUAACCAGCAACCCAUACGAAGUCAAAUCUGCAUCUAAGCCACAUGAUCAGAAAAUCAAUCUCGUGGUAUCCUCUGGUGACACGACCAACGCUGACCGAGUGACUGAAAUCCUGAAUAGUCACCUACCAACAGCGGAACCAUUGCUAGCCCCUUUUACCGAAUCGCGGAUAAAGCUGACUGCCAACUCUGAUAUCAAGAAGCUAUCUUACAAACCCAUGGCAAUGAAAAGUUUGGAGGCUUCCGAAAUUCUAGACGACAAGAUCGAGGAAUUUAUGACUCUACUGCAAGAUCACCACCAUAUGGACGAAUCUGAGUUUGGUAGUGCUACAUUUAAAGGCAUCAAUGAAGUUGUUGUUGUCGGUCGUAUUGCCUCUGACUCUUUAGAUGCUAAACUAAAUAUCUUCUCGCUAGUGCUCGAGACCUCCCGGCGCAUGGGUGCUGGGUUAAGGGUGCCUCUUAAAUUUGAGGCUGAACAAGAAUUUCAGCUCUUUCCAGGCCAAAUUGUGGCGCUUAGAGGAAUUAAUACGUCAGGCGAGUAUUUCACCGUGAGUGAAAUUCUAGAGCUGCCACUGUUACCAAAUGCUGCAUCAACGUACGAAGCCUUACAGUCUCAUGUCACAAAAUUAAAAGGUGGGAUUGACACUACAGAAUUGACCUCAGGCACAGUUCCUUUAAAAAUAAUUAUUGGUGCUGGACCAUUUACUACCGAUGAGAACCUUGAAUUUGAGGCACUUCAUGUUAUAUGCAACCGAACCGCAGAAAUAGGUGCAGACGCGUUAAUAUUAACUGGUCCAUUUAUCGACAUUGAUCACCCCAUCAUUGCCUCUGGAGAUUUCGACCUUCCUGAAGACACCCUUACAGAUUCUGAGCCAGUAACGAUGAUAAAUCUUUUUAAACACUUUAUCACGUCCGCUCUUGCUCGUCUCAUCGUUACAAAUCCGCACAUCACUGUAAUACUUGUGCCUUCUGUUAGAGAUGCUUUCAGUAAGCAUGUCUCAUGGCCUCAGGAACCUUUUCCCAGGAAAGACCUCUGUCUCCCUAAGUCGGUUAAAAUUGUUGGAAAUCCUAUGAUUUUGUCAUUAAAUGAAAUUGUGUUGGGAAUCUCUUCGCAAGACAUCUUGACUCAUCUCCGUAUUUCAGAAGUAACAAAUAACUUGCCAACAGAUUCUUCUCUCCUAGCGCGCCUACCCAAGUAUUUAAUUGAUCAACGCAGCUUCUUUCCUGUUUUUCCUCCAGUGAGCAGGGAAAAUCUACCCAAGACGGGUACCCAUAGCGGUAUCCCAACAGGAGCAAUGCUGGACACAAGCUACCUCAAACUAGGUGAAAUAAUUAAUGUCAGACCAGACAUUCUUAUAGUGCCAAGUGCACUACCUGCGUUUGCAAAAGUUAUUGAAAGCGUUGUUACCAUAAAUCCUGGAUAUGCAUCUAAGCGUAAGGGUACUGGUACGUACGCGAAGGUUACGAUACAUCCAGCGACAUUCAUGAAGGAAGAAGAAAAUUGCUCUUUAAUUGCUCACAAACUUUUCGAUAGAUCACGCGUAGAGAUCUUAAAGAUUUAA
Molecule: messenger RNA, 1980 nt
Organism: Blumeria graminis f. sp. triticale
Lineage: Eukaryota; Fungi; Ascomycota; Leotiomycetes; Helotiales; Erysiphaceae
Source: the annotation of a GenBank genome assembly